CGAACGGCGCGUCUGGGCAGGAGCAGGCGGCGGCGGCGGGGCCGGAGCGGCGGGAGAGCGGGGCUUGGACUCGGCGGGCCGGCGGGAGCGCGGGCGGCGCCGCCAUGAACGCGGCGGUGGUGAAGCGGACGCAGGAGGCUCUGGGGAAGGUGAUUCGGAGGCCGCCGCUGACGGAGAAGCUGCUGAGCAAGCCCCCGUUCCGCUACCUGCACGACAUCAUCACGGAGGUGAUCAGGACGACUGGCUUCAUGAAGGGCCUCUACACGGACGCCGAGAUGAAGUCAGACAAUGUGAAGGAUAAAGAUGCCAAAAUUAGCUUCCUUCAGAAGGCCAUAGACGUGGUGGUGAUGGUUUCAGGAGAGCCGUUGUCUGCAAAACCAGCCCGCAUCGUGGCCGGGCAUGAGCCUGAAAGGACCAAUGAGCUGCUGCAGAAAAUUGGAAAAUGCUGUCUCAACAAGCUGUCAAGUGAGGAUGUGGUGAAGAGAGUGUUAGCUGGAGAGAAGGGGGACGGGAAGGGAAGGACCUCGCUGACGUCCAGACCUCCGGAGGCGGACAGCAGGACUGUGAGAGACGAGGAACCCCGGGCGCCCAAGCAUCAAGAGGAUAGAAGAAACUCUGAAAAAAACGAGAGAAGUACAAGCAGAGAUCGAAAACAGAAAGAAGAAUUGAAAGAAGAAAGCAAACUGAGAGAAAAGGAAAGGGACAAGGAGAAGACCAAGGAGAAUGACCGCAACCGACAUAAAGACUCCGAGAGAGACAAGUGCCAGGAAGGAGAGAGAGAGAGGACCAAACCCAGGGCCAGGCGGGGCAGGGACGAGGACAGAGGCCACAGAGACCUGGACCACGGGAAAGAGAAGAAGAACGAGGGCAGCAAAGAAAAGGAGAGGUGGAAAGACAGGGAGAAAGAGCGUGAGCGAGACAGGGACCGGCGGAGGGGGAAAAGUGGGGAGCAUUCCCGGGACCCCGACAGGGACAAGAGCAGAGAGCACGAUAAACCCGAGAGAAAGUCAUCAAGCUCAGGGGAGGUUUCUAAAAUGUUGUCAAAUGGAUCUUUUAAAGACUCCAAAGCUGAAACAGAGACCGAGGUUUCCACUAAAACAUCCAAGUCAAUGACGACAAAGACAUCCAAACGGCGAACCAAAACCUCAGUGGAAGGAACAAAAGAAGCUAAUACUAAUCCAGCUAGUGUGUCAGACGAGCGUUCACCCAGUCUGUGGCGUGACAGCACUGAGCCCGCCCCAGCCGUGCCGCAGAAAGGUGACUCCCCUAGUGAUACAGAAGGAGAAGUGGGACCUGUCGGCCACGAGAAGUCAGAGGUGUCCGAGAGUUCUGCAAUCCCCAGCGAGCCCCCCUCCCGCACCCGAAGAAUCUCUCGUCCUGGGAGUGCAAGACCCGCGCCUCCCCGGGUGAAGCGGCAAGACAGCGUGGAGGUGUUAACAGCAGACAGGAUGGGGAGUGGGAAAGCCGUCUCAAAUGUGAUCGUGGAGUCACAGAAUUCUGGUAACGAGGAAGACGAGCAGUUCAUGGUGGAGGCUGCCCCCCAGCUCUCUGAGGUGUCAGAGCUUGACGUGGUACAAGCAGUAGAACUGGAGGAAGAUGAGAAGCACGGAGGACUUGUCAAAAAAAUUUUGGAGACCAAGAAAGAUUAUGAGAAGUUGCAGCUGUCACCCAAACCUGGAGAGAAGGAGAAGUUGCCUGUCUUUGAGUCUGGGUGGAAGAAGGAAAAGGACAUCGUCUCCAAAGAGAUAGAGAAGCUCCGCGUGUCCAUCCAGACGCUGUGCAAGAGUGCGCUCCCCCUGGGCAAGACCAUGGACUACCUGCAGGAGGACGUGGACGCCAUGCAGCACGAGCUGCAGCUGUGGCACAGCGAGAACAAGCAGCACGCAGAGACCCUACGGGAGGAGCAGAGCAUCACAGACAGCACCGUGGAGCCCUUACGGGCCCAGCUUGCGGAGCUGGAGCAGCUGAUUAAAGACCAGCAGGACAAGAUCUGCGCUGUGAAGGCCAACAUCCUCAGGAACGAGGAGAAAAUUCAGAAAAUGGUGUACAGCAUCAAUUUGAGUUCGAGAAGGUGAAAGCUCAGAAAUCUCAAAGACUAGAAGUCAUCUUCAGUUGGAAAAUAAAAAGGACGGUAGAAUGUCAUUCCUUUUGAACUGUCAGCUUGCUAAGAAAACAAAUGGUUUCCAAUGUUAUCCAACUAAUUUUCGGAGCUUUAAAACUGUAGACGUAUUAGUGUAUAGAAAAGACCGUGUGUUCCUACCUUCCUCCAGCUAGAAUACUUGCUAAUUAUAAAUAGCUCUUCAAAACGUCCGUGUGAGAAGUUUCUUUGCGAGCCUGUCCUGUGUGUUUCUGCAGAAGACUGUUGCGUUUAGUUCUGUACCAGAAUUUUCAGGCAGUAAGUGGCCUUGGCACACCAAGGCAAACCGUAGUCGUUGACUUCAGGUUUCAGGUCUAGUGACAGGACUUCCAUAAGUCAAGCACUGAAUGAAGGAGGAUAGGCGUUUUAUAAAUGGAGUGAGGCCUGAAAAUGAAUGAACUGUAUUUGUAGUUCAGUUCCACUUGCACAGCGUUCAUUUCAGCCUAUACCUUUAUAAAGGGACAUGGGAGCUUUCUUUUAGCCUCUCUAUAUUUGCAUGUGCUUCUUCGUGUAAUUUUCUUAUUGGUCCCUAUUGUCUUUUGCUUGUGUUUCUAGCCCUUAAAAUUCAUAAAUUUCAAAAGGAGAUUCGAGGUGGCCUUCAUGACCUUGUCUGGACAUAGGGUUGUCCCCGGCUGUCCUCUCCUUCUUCAGCAUUUGCCCCUGCUUUUCCCCACGGCGGUGCUGGUGGGGCUCGGCAGGAGUCCCUGUUUUCUGUAAGAAGAGGGCUUGCUCUCCAAGGAAUUGGCGCCAUGUCCUUUCCUUCUCAUAGGUGUGUGCACCUGUGCACCUGAGAGACAGGUAGCUUAGGGAAAACGGCAAAAGGAAGACUUACAAGGAUGCACGGAUUUACAACAUUUUUUGAUAGGACCAUUUUGGGGGGGAAAUUAUUUUUUAAAGCAAAAAUUUUUUGUUUUUGUUUUUUUUAAAACAUGGUUUGUAUUUAGUUUUUCACAUACAUAUAAUUCUGUAAAUACGUCUUCAAGUGUGGGUGCAAAGGAUUUCACUAUUUGGAGACAUGUUUACUAGUCUUAGGUGUGGGUUCUGAUAUCUUGUAUUUAUUAUGUAAACCAAGAGUGCCAGGUUAAGUGUUAGAACUGCCUGAGGAGGUUUUGUUCCUUUAAGGAUCAGCACAAAUGGCACAGUAUAGUUUUUUCUUAGUGUGAUUUCCAAAAUGAAUCUUUUACUCAGGUAGUUAUAUGAUUUUCUAAGCCAAGUGCAAGAUCAGAUUAUUAAGACCUACCAUUUAGAAACACUGGUCUUCUUCUCC
Molecule: messenger RNA, 3404 nt
Organism: Rhinolophus ferrumequinum (greater horseshoe bat)
Lineage: Eukaryota; Metazoa; Chordata; Mammalia; Chiroptera; Rhinolophidae
Gene: IFT54
Product: TRAF3 interacting protein 1
Exons: 16
Coding region: 105-2075 (656 amino acids)
Biological process (GO): intraciliary transport; regulation of microtubule cytoskeleton organization; cilium assembly
Cellular component (GO): intraciliary transport particle B; centrosome; axoneme
Molecular function (GO): microtubule binding
Source: RefSeq, a predicted model, not a curated record